AUGCAGGGGAAUAAGAAACACGCUGCAGACGGGCAGAGUGACGCCUCGAGCAUCGGGAGCCUGCUGGACGACACCGACAGAGAGGUGUGCAGCCUCACCGACCGAGCGUUCAAAAGCCUGUGCGUGGCUGAGCUUCAAGCACCUUACACAGAUGUAGAUGCUGUUGUGGGGCCACCCAACAUCUCCCAUCAGUUCUCUAGCAAAUUCUUUCACGGCCCCUGGGAUUAUGCCCUCAGGAGAAACACCAACUUCCACAAGCAACUCUCGAAAAAGGAUCACGCAACAUUCCUACUUUCCAAGGUUUCUACCAACUCCAAAACUCACGAAGAUAAGAAGUAUUAUCUAGUCAACCCAAGCAUAAGAAGGAAACUGGAUCUGCCGCCACUGUCUGAUCUGCACAACUGUACCCAUAUCUCAAAAGUGUCUUCUUUGAUCAAGACCUUCGAUAAGGUUGACAAUCAGGUCUCCCUUCUGCUAACCAGGCAGCCAGUCAACCAUAGUUUGGCAGAAGGUCCAUUGAUAUGUGGGGACGAUGUGGCUUUCUGGAGUGGCAGAAGAGUUGUAAACAUCCCAAAGGGGAUCCCUGAACUUCCCGACCCAAACCAAGGAAAUCCAAGCGACAAGCGCAAAGGAUUUAGCGAAAUAGAUCUGGUCUAUCGAAGCCCGCCUGCCUCCCAUCCUUCCCAAGCAAACGUUUCGAAUACACCCAAGUUCAGCAUCUCUAACAAGACGGUGAAAUCCAGAAGUGAAAAGGCGAAAGAAGCAGCCAGAAAAAGCAGCUUUCUCCACAGUGAAAACAGCGCUUUUGAGUCAUGGAAGGCACACCACAAAAAAAUAACUGGAAUGGGAGAGGCGAUGCCCGCAGAGGGCAGCCUCGGUUGCUUUGAGGAAGCGCCUUUCUUCACGAGGCCUCGCGUUUCUGAGCCGAAGCCAAUAGGUGCCUUCAUGCUAGAAGGAAACUUCUCUGGCGGCUCUUCGCCACAGUCUCUCUCCAAAGCCUCCCUUUCUUCGGUGCCUCCGGCAGACGGGUAUUUCCCUUCUCCGGCCAAUGCAACAUGCACCGUUGCCCCACAGCUCUCAGCCCAGGGACUUGCACCUGUGUACGAGGGUCCUUCUCCAACCUCCCCAACGUCUACCACGCUUUUCCCACCAAGAAUGUCCCUCUCCAUCCCAGUGUCCAAGGCGCCACUCCCCCCAUCGCCUUUCCCUCAACUCUCUCCCCCUCCAGAAGCCGCAUUCCACCCCACUGAUACGCAGGGAAUGCUGAUGCCCCACAUGACUGGACUAGCAGAGAAACCCACCAAGCCAGAAUUUGCACUUAGGGCAGGAAAUGGCGGCCCUCCACCCUGGAGGAAACAAAAAGCUACUCUUGGUAGAAUGAAAGCGGCAGAAGCGUUAGACCUGAAAGAUUCCCCGUACGGAAAGCCCCCUGAGGUCGGCCCUUUGGUCGGAAGAGCUGCGCCCGAGUCACGGGUGACCUUGCCCGAUCCUCCCUUCGGCAUCUCGGCCCUCCUGACUCCGGUCCCACCCCUCGAGCCUCAGAAUGAAGGACCACCAGGAAACCGGCUUCUAGUGGUGACUCCAUUCAUGUUGGAAGCCGGAGCAGCCAAGGAGACCGAGGAGAAGGCCUUCUAUUCUCAGAACGAUUACAAGUCUAAAGCGCCACGUUUGCUAUUUAACUUGAAGGACAUCCGAAAACGCGUGAAAAGCACCUACAGCCCCUCUCCUCUCCUGAGAGCCCUGGAGGACAAGGGCAAGAGGGAGGGCCACCUGAAAGCAGCUGCUAUGGCAACCGACGUAUUGGGUGACGACAGUGAAAAAACGCUUGGUGGCACUGAUAAAGUUAAUAUAUUUGACCAGAUGGACUACAUCCAGGAAAAGGACAGUUUCACCAGUCUAAAUGAGAAUUUUAUCAGCGAUGAUGUACUCUUGAGCUUAUCUAAGUCAAGGGCAGGUGUUUUAAAGUACCAAAAUAAGAAUCAUUUGCAGCAAAGCGAUUCCGUGCACACGGAGGAGGCUGAGAUGAUUUCUGUGCAGGAACAGAGUGAAGCUCAACCUGCUCCUUCACCCAAACCUCACCUGGCAGGUGUAGCAGCCGCACGGCCAGAGGUCGUGCAGGAACACAAAUAUAAAAAAGUCACUUUGGGUCAAGAUGCCGAUGGAGCUUCUGGAAAUCUCUUUUAUCCGGCUGAAGGAAAGGCAGGUAACCAGGGACCUCAGGCCUGCUCCUCAGCUGGGAACGACCCCCAGGGCAGAAGAAGCCCCCAUGAUUCUUCUGAGCAAUCUUUUGUUACCACGGCAGACCAACCGCUUCCCGAGACAGCCUGUUCUCUCAUGCAGCUUUUCCAGAAAGCCUGUCUCCAGGAGAGCCAGCGAAGGAGGAACGACGCGGAUGGAAGAGAAGAGAAGAGCGACAGAGAGGGAGAGAAGAAAGCCAAGAAAGAGGAUUUGCACGGCCACCUUCUGAGCAACUGUGACUCUGCUAUGGAUGAAGCCCACAAGGAGAAGAAGGGAAAGGAGGAGGUCCUGCAGGAGGCUGCAUUGGAGGAGAAGGAAGAAGACGGCUGGAAGAACACAGACCGCGAAGCUGAGAGCAGGCCGGGAGAGCCCCUCACCCCAACCUUAUCAAGCGUCCUGAAGCCCACUUUGUUCAUGAUUAAAGACAACACGUUUAAGUCUCCCCCUGUGACUAAAGCCAUCAAGCUGCCUCUGCUCCGGUCUUUGUCCUGUGAAGAAGCCCCUCCGGCCCCCCAAGAGAAUCCCAGGGAUGCCCAGGAGGACGGGUGGGGGUCUCCCCAAGGGAACGGGGGCUCUCAAGGGGCUGACAAAAGUAGUCCAGCAACCAAGGGCAGCUUCAGCGAAGGGUUAGACCCUUUUCCUUCUGUGGGGGCAGAUUCCGAAGAAACUGGUUGCGUAUCAGUCUCACCAGAGAAGGAGUUAAAAGGCCCUGAGAAAUUAGCUACUUCCAAAGAGAAGAUCAGGAUUAGAAAAGGGAGGUCCAGUUCUGCCAUUCAGCCACAUCUAGGCUUCGAAAGGGAGGAGAGGCCCCCUGUAAGAGAAAGGGUACAUUGUGUGAAGAACCGUGCCUUAACUAGACCAAGAGGGGGUCCUUGCAUUAAAAAAAUAAUAAGCCAAGCGGGAAAGUCCCCCAUAGCAGCAGAAAAUCUUGCUUGUUCUCCCGUUUCCAGUGACGCCUUCGGUUACGCAUCGUCUCCAUUGAGUAAUUCAGCAGGUUCUUCCCUACAGAGUCCCAGGUCAGCUUCCGUGGGUCCAUUGUCAGAUACGACUGCAAACAUAUCACAGAGUGAGAAAGCAGCAGAUCACCCACCACACAGAGCGACAGGAAGCCCAGAUCAGCCUUCCGCGACACCCACGCUUGAUCCAGAGCGAAGGGGUCAGCUCCCUGGAGAUGCUGACGGCCCUUUGGGGACGGAUGAAAGACUCCAGCUGGUGAGUCAAAUGGGAAGGACAACAGCCAAACCCCCAACGGUGCCACCCAAGACAGAGAAGGCGUUACGGCGGGCAAAGAAGCUGGCAAGUAGGAGGAAAAAGAUGGAAGCUCAACAGAAAAAGCUUCAGGAUGAAACUCUGGCCCAGAAUGAAGAUGCUUCAUCCCUGACACCCGUCCAACCUAUGCGGCCUCUUGUCUGCCCCGAUUCUCCCUUGACUGCCCCAAAAUGCGAUCCGAUAAAGCACCAACCGCUGCUCUCCGUAAGUCCCACCCCCUCUUUGCCUGCCACUCAGCGGAAGCUGCUCCAGGACCCGGAUUCAGGGGAGUUCUUCAUUGUAGAUUUACCGCUUCGGUUAAAGACAUUCUAUGACCCAGAAAGUGGUAGUUAUAUCCAAGUGCCAGCUCCUUCCUGCAAGAGGAACGUGUCUCAAACACCCUCUCCAGAAAUGUCCUUUCCUCCUUGUGCCUGGGGUCCCAGCACUCUCCCACCCAGGGUAGCCUCUGUUCCGGCCCUCCCGUCCUCAGCUCAGCUUUCUGAAAUGUUCACAAAGGCCUCGGGGUCGGUUUCAGACGAGCAGCCGGGGGGGGCCUCCUCUCCGGGGCCUUUAGAUGGCUCUCCCUGCCCAGAUCCACCUCUGCUUGAUAUCGGUGGCCAAAAUGUCGAUGGAUCCCCCUCAAACUUUGAAAAGGAUAUGAGCCCCUCUGCUGCUACGGAGAACGUCUCCAUGGGUUCGGCUGAAGAGUUUGUGGCCGAAGGCGUAUUGUGAGAAUCUUUGGUCUUUGCUAUAAUUUUAGAAGAAUGACUAAGCGUACCUGAAAGCACAAAUGGUGAGGAUUUCUA
This is a messenger RNA of Thamnophis elegans (Western terrestrial garter snake), 4292 nucleotides long. It is a transcript of the gene C11H10orf71, whose product is annotated as chromosome 11 C10orf71 homolog. The record is from RefSeq and is a predicted model, not a curated record. Gene Ontology annotation, cellular component: Z disc. The coding region runs from base 1 to 4218 and encodes 1405 amino acids. Lineage: Eukaryota; Metazoa; Chordata; Lepidosauria; Squamata; Natricidae. The transcript has a single exon. Gene Ontology annotation, biological process: positive regulation of calcineurin-NFAT signaling cascade.